Molecule: messenger RNA, 321 nt
Organism: Staurois parvus
Lineage: Eukaryota; Metazoa; Chordata; Amphibia; Anura; Ranidae
Source: the annotation of a GenBank genome assembly
CACAGAAGGCGCCGGGCCAUUCACAAAGCGCAGCGCUUCUUGAGCAUGCGCAGUGGGCACCCGGCUGUCACAGAAGCCGGCCCAGGAAGAAGAGAGAAGGACAACUCCGCGGAAGUGGGAGCGGGUACCUCUCAAAUUCAGGUACCCGCUCCCCCUCCCUCCCCAAAGGUCAGCAGUCUCUGGUCAUUCCCUGCACUACUCUGGUCAUUCCCUGCACUGUCUGCAGUCUCUGGUCAUCCCCUGCACUGUGUCCGCAGUCUCUGGUCAUCCCCUGUACUGUGUCUGCAGUCCAUUGGUUCAGAAUAUUUUUUUUCUUGUUUU